This is a messenger RNA of Acanthopagrus latus (yellowfin seabream), 1557 nucleotides long. RefSeq names its product hemopexin b (gene hpxb). Gene Ontology annotation, molecular function: heme transmembrane transporter activity. Gene Ontology annotation, biological process: intracellular iron ion homeostasis; heme transport. The transcript has 10 exons. Bases 64 to 1371 code for a protein of 435 amino acids. The record is from RefSeq and is a predicted model, not a curated record. Lineage: Eukaryota; Metazoa; Chordata; Actinopteri; Spariformes; Sparidae.
UUCAGCUCCUGCACAGCUACAGCUCUGCUCCCCGGUCAGACGUUCCUGCCAGAGGACUUCAGCAUGGACCUGUUCACCAAAACUCUGUUUCUGUGCUUAGCACUAACCCUCGCUAAUGGAGCACCUGCGCCGGCACAAGAUGCAGCAGUAGACGGUGGAGAUGCUUCUUUGCCGGACCGGUGUGCCGGCAUUGAGUUUGAUGCCAUCACUCCUGACGAGAAAGGAAACACCUUCUUCUUUAAAGGUGCCCACUUGUGGAAGGGUUUCGCCGGUCCAGCUGUGCUCUCCAACGAGUCCUUCAAGGAGCUCGACGACAUCCAUCACAUCGGCCAUGUCGACGCUGCCUUCCGCAUGCACAACAAAGACAACCCAGACGACCACGAUCACAUCUAUUUCUUCCUGGACGACAAGGUGUUCAGCUAUUAUAACCACACUCUGGAAGACGGCUAUCCAAAAGCGAUCCAGGAGGACUUCCCAGGAGUCCCCACUCAUCUGGACGCCGCUGUUGAGUGUCCUCAGGGAGAGUGCAUGACUGACUCAGUUCUCUUCUUCAAGGGAAAUGAUGUUCAUGUUUAUGAUAUCAGCACAAAGGCGGUGAAGACCAAACAGUGGUCACACCUGCCCGUCUGCACCGCCGCCUUCCGCUGGCUGGAGCAAUACUACUGUUUCCAUGGAAACAACUUCACCAGGUUCCAUCCUGUAUCCGGAGAGGUGAACGGUACCUACCCAAAGGACGCCCGCAAUUAUUUCAUGAGAUGCCCCAACUUUGGUCAUGGAGCUGGUCAUAAAGUCCCAAAAUGCAGUGAGACCAAACUAGAUGCCAUCACCACUGAUGAUGCAGGCAAAACAUAUUUAUUUUCAGGCCCCAACUACAUGCGUCUGGACACCCGCCGUGACGGCCUUCACGGCUUCCAAAUCACCAGGACGUGGAGGGAGGUGACAGAAGGAGUGGAUGCUGUCUUUUCCUACGAUAACAAGAUCUACCUGAUUAAGGGUGAUCAAAUUUACAUCUACAAAGGAGCCGCCCACUACACCCUGAUUGAGGGUUACCCUAAAACCCUGAAGGAGGAGCUCGGCAUCGAAGGAGCAGUGGACGCAGCCUUUGUGUGUCCAAAUGAACCCAUCGUCCAUAUAAUCCAAGAUGGAAACAGAAUGCGUGAUGUUGACCUGACCGCCACGCCCAGGGUCAUAACCCAAGAUGUGCCUAUACCCAUCUCCCCCAUUGAUGCCGCUCUGUGCGGUGCGGAUGGAAUCAAUCUGUUCAAGGGCUCAGAGUACUACAACUAUCAGAGCGCCAUGAUACUGGCUAUGGGCAGGAUCAAGCCAAUGCCAAAACCUGUUACCUCGGCACUGAUUGGAUGUGAGGAUUAAGAAUCGGCACUCUGACUUCAAACUCAUGCACACAGUGUUUCUGACUGGAUAAAGAAAAGUUAACCGCAGAAAUAAACGACUGAAAGAUCUGAGUUUUGGGGAGCAGUGUAGAAAAAAUGUCAUCAUUCAAGUUAAGUAACUGAGACCCACUGACUUUUGUUUUGUGAAUAAAAAUGGAAAGCUGCA